UCCACAGAACGAUAUGGCUGGUUUCCCUACACAUAUCGUGCUCCUCUUUCUCCUCAGCCAGCGCUCAGUGUUGGAAGCCUCAGGAGUAUUGAAGGAACUAGUCUGCGCCCAGGGUGAAUCUGUGACUUUUCAUCUGAAUUUCACAGUGAAGCCGAUUGACAGUAUUGUCUGGACGUUCAACUCAAUCACUCUUGUCACCAUACAGCCAACUGUGGGAGACGGCAAUGACACUGUCAUAGUGUCUCAAAGUCGUAACAGGGAAAGGAUGUACAUCCCAAGUGGAGGCUACUUCCUGAGUCUCAACAAACUCAUGAAGAAUGACUCAGGUGUCUACCGUGCGGAGAUACAUAGCUCAUCAUGCCAGUUUCCCAUCACCCAAGAGUAUGGGCUGCGUGUCUAUGAGUACCUGUCAAAGCCCACGGUCACCAUGGCUCUGCAGAGCAAUAAGAAUGGCACCUGCGUGACCAAUUUGACAUGUUCCAUGGAACAAGGAGGGGAAGACGUGACCUAUAGCUGGAAGGUCCUGGAACAGGCAGCCAACGUAUCCCAUAAUGGCUCCAUCCUCCCCAUAUCCUGGACAUUGGGAGAGGUGGACAUGACCUUCAUCUGCAUAGCCAGAAACCCUAUCAGCUUCAAUUCCUCCAGACCCAUCUUUGUCCGGAAGCUCUGUGAAGAGCCCAAGGAAAAGAAGAGAAUGGAUUCUCACCAGGAAAUUCCUAACUUCUGCCCACAUUCUGGAGAGAAUGCAGAAUAUGUCACAAUCUCCUACCCUGAUAAAACUAGCCCAGAGGAAGAUCCAGCAAAUAUGUUGUAUUCUACUGUGCAGAUACCAAGAAAGGUGGAGAAUCCCCCCUCACUGCCUGGGACACCAGACACAGCAAGGCGAUUUAACAAUGAGAAUGUCAUCUAGACAGCAG
Lepus europaeus (European hare) is the source of this 917-nucleotide messenger RNA. It is a transcript of the gene SLAMF7, whose product is annotated as SLAM family member 7. Gene Ontology annotation, cellular component: external side of plasma membrane. The coding region runs from base 14 to 910 and encodes 298 amino acids. Lineage: Eukaryota; Metazoa; Chordata; Mammalia; Lagomorpha; Leporidae. Gene Ontology annotation, biological process: T cell activation. The transcript has 6 exons. The record is from RefSeq and is a predicted model, not a curated record.